Fomitiporia mediterranea MF3/22 is the source of this 1119-nucleotide messenger RNA. RefSeq lists its product as uncharacterized. Bases 1 to 1119 code for a protein of 372 amino acids. The transcript has a single exon. Lineage: Eukaryota; Fungi; Basidiomycota; Agaricomycetes; Hymenochaetales; Hymenochaetaceae. The record is from RefSeq and is a predicted model, not a curated record.
AUGACGACUAUGGACAAGGCGUGGAGUAAUUGGCAGAGAAAGCUGUAUAUCUCGAUUAGAAGUAUCCUAAUUCAAGUAAACCGAGAACGUCUUAGGAUCAACAAUCUACAGUAUCGUGGCUACGAAGAUGUCUGGUAUGGUGUAUGGGAUACUUUCUUGAACAUGAACAUUGCACGCUUCGAGUCCGUUGGCCUCAUACCCCAGCCGCGCAUUGUCCGGAGAUUUGGGAAGGAGGGAAAGGAACGUAUUACAUGGAGAAUCCCCGACUUCGGAAUCGUGCGCCACAUUGGAAGGCGACGCGGAUAUAGUAGAGGUCGACGAGUAUGGAUUGAAGAGCAGUCAAGGCUUGUUGCCAUUAUCGAAAUCAAAUGUGUUCCUAUCAACAACUCACCACUCCUGGUAUUGGACGCUCUCAACGAGGCUCGCGGAGAUCUUAUAAAUCAAGUGGAACUCUUCUUCGAGGCAAAUCCCGACGUGGACUCGAUCAUAGGAAUCUCUGUUGCAGGCGAUUGGUGGUCAUAUGAAAAGUUUACCAGGGGCAAUAAUCCAACUGUGCAGAGGAAGAAACGUGAUACUGACGGUUAUAUUUCAUCCUCGGACUUGCCCAGCAGUCAAGAGCAUGACGGGUCUGAAAGAAGCCAGAGCGAAGAUUCUGACAGUGAGUCCGGUGAUGAAUCCAAUGAAGACUCCAAACAAGGGCCCAACAACGAUAAUUCGGGCUCCGAUAGUGAUUCUGGUAAUGGGUCCACUGAAGACUCUGGCGAUGAGUCAACUGAUGAAGACGACGAUGUUGGCAGCAAUCACAGCAAUAGCAUUGGUUCUAAUCAGGACAACCACCCUGCUGACGAAUCUGGUGACCGGGCUAAUGACAACAAUGACAACAAUGACAACGAGACAUCGGAAACAGAUUCAUCCAAAGAUGAACUCGACGUUAUAAGCCAGGAUGAAGACCCGAUUGCAGAAGGAUACGUUCCCUACAGGCGGUGUAGGAGUAUAAGUGGUGGGCUCAAACACUUUUACCAAUUACAGACCGAUAGUAGCAAUGCUGCAAUAACUGCAUUGUUUGAAGCAAUUAGAGAUUUACCGUCCUGCAGAGACGUUUUCGAGCAACCUUUUUAA